AAAUGUCAUUAGUUGCUCUGAAAGAAAAUGAGACUCAGUAGAGCCAGUAUUGUCACAUUGCAGGCUGAUUCAGAUAGCGUUGGUCCUGAAAGUGUCCACAUGGAUCACAUCAUGUCACGUCAGCAGCGGCAGAGCACAUCCAACGGACAUCACCAGCGCAUCAGCGUCACAUCUUCUGUUCAAUCCAACACUGCGCAUUCAGCAGGGACGCACGGAGUGCAUCUCACCUGCUUUUCCAAGAUCACAUGCGAGAUGGAAAUGAAUCUCAGCAGCAUCAUCAUUGCGUUCUCGUUUUGAUCGCUCCAUCGAGAACGGAUCAACUGUGAAUUCAUUUCUUUACCAGCACCAAUGGCUCAUUUAGCGCGCGUUUGGAGAGAUGUCCACUUGUGGCAUGCGUUUCAGCGGAGAUAUUCAAGCUAAAUGGAAAACUCCAAUCAACAGAAUACUUCUCUUUAAGCUUUACCAAUAAAGCAAAGGUUCAGGAUGGAUUUCAACGUCACCUCCGCUGAUAAUUCCAGUGAUGGGUCCAACUCAUCCCAACGAUUUAAUGCAGAGACGGAGGAGCAGUACCACAAUGUCCUCAUGCCCAGCAUUUACGGGGUCAUCUGCUUCGUCGGCAUUAUAGGCAAUUGCAUUGUCAUCUACACCAUUGUCAAAAAGACAAAAUUCAGAGCGCAGCAGACAGUGCCCGAUAUCUUCAUCUUUAGCUUGUCCAUCGCAGACCUUCUCUUUCUCCUUGGCAUGCCAUUCCUUAUCCACCAGCUUUUGGGAAACGGUUCUUGGUGUUUCGGCGCCACCAUGUGCACCGUUAUAACGGCACUGGACUCCAACAGCCAAAUCGUGAGCACUUACAUCCUGACCGUCAUGACGCUGGACCGAUACUUGGCGACGGUUCAUCCCAUUCGCUUUAAUCACAUACGUACCCCGCGCGUGGCCGUUGCCGUCGUCGGGCUCGUUUGGAUACUCUCUCUGCUUUCCAUCACACCGGUGUGGAUGUAUGCCGGUCUCAUGCCCCUGCGAGACGGUUCUGUGGGAUGCGCUCUACUACUCCCAAAUCCGGCCACAGACACGUACUGGUUUACUCUCUACCAGUUUGUGCUGGCCUUCGCCUUGCCUUUGGUGAUCAUCUGCGUGGUCUUUUUCAAGAUCCUCCAAAACAUGUCUGCCACUGUGGCCCCGCUCCCACAGCACAGCCUGCGCGUGCGCACCAGAAAGGUCACCCGAAUGGCCGUCGCCAUAUGCCUGGCCUUCUUUAUUUGUUGGGCACCAUAUUACGUUUUGCAACUGGCUCACCUGAGCGUGCAUCGACCCAGUUUCGCCUUUCUCUACGUCUAUAACAUCGCCAUAAGCAUGGGCUACGCCAACAGUUGCAUCAACCCAAUACUUUACAUCAUGCUUAGCGAGACCUUCAAGAGACAGUUCAUCGCAGCCAUCCGGCCCGCACACAAAGACUUUCGGGCUGAUCCCGGGACGGCUGAUGGUAGCGUCAGUCUGCGCUUGGGUCCUGAUGGAGCUCAACAGUCUCAGUCAUCCAGGGAGUUGUUGCCAGUAACCGUAGCUGUACAUUGACUCCAGGUAAAGGUCUGAUGGGAACCCGGGAGACUGCAAUGAACCACGAUUAGCGGCAUGGUGUUCAAGAUGUCUAUAAUGAGCAUCCGUUGAAAGGCAUCCCUGGGCAUCCUGCAAAAUCGCUCAUUAAAAGAGUUUGUUUUAAAAUAGUUAUGUUAUAGAUUGUUCCUGUGCUGUGUUUCUGUGAAAAGUGUCAUUCUGGAUCCAAUUAUAUCAACACAUCACAUCAAAAUAAAAUCAGUAAUUUGCUGUAAACAUAUGAUCUUUGGAAAAAUAUAUAGAUUUAGUUAAACUAACUGCCUGUUCAAUAAAAUAUAGGCGUUAAAGGGAUAGUUCACUCAAAAAUGAAAGUUGUGUCACCAUUUACUUACCCUCAUGUUGUUCUAAACCUGUAUGAGUUUUUAUUUUAUUUUGUUGAACGCAAAAGAAGAUAUUUUCAUAAAUGAUUAUUGUACAUAUUGUCUUCUAUAAUAUUAGUUUUUUUUCUUUUGAAGUUAAAGGCUACCGUUAACUGUGUGGCUACCAUCAUUUAUCAAAAUAACGCCUUUUGGGGCGGUUUCCUGGAGAGGGAUUAGACUAGUCGUAGACUAGAAUAAAUGUAAAAGCUGUCUGAAAACAACUUGCACUGGCAUAUCCUAAAAUACAUCAGCGCCCUUUCUUUUGUCUUAAAAUGGACAAGAAAUGUUUUUAGUAAGGCAUGAUUGUUAAAACUAGUUAUAUUUCUUAAUUAAACUAAGGCCUAGUCCUGGCUUAAACUAAUCCCUGUCCGGGAAAACACCCCCUAGGGUUAAACACAAUAAAGAAACUUUAAACAACAUAUUGACAAAAUUGUCAGUUUUGGGUGAACUUUCCCUUUUACAAUAAUUCAUGUAAGGCCAAAAACGAAUAAAAAAUUUGAAGUUAUACCUUUGUUAUAAACUAUUGGGGCGGUUUCCCGGACAGCGAUUAGCUUAAUCCAGGACUAGGCUUUAGUUUAAUUAGGAAAUAUAACUAGUUUUAACAAACAUGCCUUACUAAAAACAUCACCUGUGUGCAUUUUGAGGCAAAACAAAGGGCACUGAUGUAUUUUAAGAUAUGUCAGUGCAAGUUGUUGUCAGUUUGGACAGCUCUUAAAAUUUAUUUAGUCUAG
Molecule: messenger RNA, 2698 nt
Organism: Paramisgurnus dabryanus
Lineage: Eukaryota; Metazoa; Chordata; Actinopteri; Cypriniformes; Cobitidae
Gene: mchr1b
Product: melanin-concentrating hormone receptor 1b
Biological process (GO): neuropeptide signaling pathway
Cellular component (GO): neuron projection; plasma membrane
Molecular function (GO): neuropeptide binding; melanin-concentrating hormone receptor activity
Source: RefSeq, a predicted model, not a curated record